Molecule: messenger RNA, 940 nt
Organism: Melampsora larici-populina 98AG31
Lineage: Eukaryota; Fungi; Basidiomycota; Pucciniomycetes; Pucciniales; Melampsoraceae
Exons: 5
Coding region: 81-668 (195 amino acids)
Biological process (GO): phosphatidylcholine biosynthetic process
Molecular function (GO): S-adenosylmethionine-dependent methyltransferase activity
Source: RefSeq, a predicted model, not a curated record
UCAUGAAUCAAGCUUGGUACAACAAAUCUUAAAUCAUCAAUUCUCCUCAAGUAUUCUUCAUACAUAAAGUUAUGAACACGAUGAUGAACUUUUUGGAUACCGAGUUAAUUGAUUUUCAUCAAAUUGAUCUUUGGAUCUCAGUAAUUAGUAUUAUUUUUAAUCCACUCUUUUGGAAUAUAAUUGCAAGAAAAGAACAUUCUACUAGGUUUCUUACUAAGAUCUUUGGUUCUCCUUAUCGAGGUUGUUAUUUUCUUGGAGUAGUGAUUUUUUUAAUUGGAAUUAUACGUGAUCAUCUUUAUCAACGAGCACUUCAAACUCAACCUACCCAUGAUUUCCUCAAUCGACCAAUCUUGGCUCGUGCUCUCUUUGCACUCGGUUCAACUCUUGUUGGUAGUUCGAUGUGGAAAUUAGGUGUCACAGGUACUUAUCUUGGUGAUUAUUUUGGUAUCUUGAUGGAUCAAAUGGUCGUGGGUUUCCCCUUCAAUGUCAGUCAAAGUCCUAUGUAUGACGGUAGUACACUUUGCUUUCUGGCCGGUGCAUUACAGUCUAAGUCACCAGCUGGUGUACUCUUGACGGGCUUGGUCUAUGUGGUUUACCAAAUCGCACUCAGAUUUGAAGACCCUUUCACCUCAGCAAUCUAUGCUGCAAGAUCCUCGAAGAAAAAGUGAAGGUUUAUAGAAGCUGAAAGUGGAUUUCAAAGUCAUACUGAAAGUAGAUCUUCAGCGUAUCAAACUCGGAUUUCGAAAACUUCUUCAUAGAUGAUUUACAGGAAAGAUGAUGAUAUUUGAAGGGCGAAGCGAAGGUGUAGAAAAUUGAAAAUUUCGAUGUACUGACCAAGUUCUUGAACCGGAUUUCAGCCUAUCUGAGAGUGUCAAGUGUAAUAAAUAAAUGAAGAUAUAUAUAUAUAUAUAUUCACCGAGCUAAGCUUUGGUAUCCUCAC